This is a messenger RNA of Fusarium mangiferae, 1899 nucleotides long. RefSeq lists its product as uncharacterized. Gene Ontology annotation, cellular component: cytoplasm; mitochondrion. The coding region runs from base 1 to 1899 and encodes 632 amino acids. The record is from RefSeq and is a predicted model, not a curated record. The transcript has 2 exons. Gene Ontology annotation, biological process: mitochondrial translation; arginyl-tRNA aminoacylation. Gene Ontology annotation, molecular function: arginine-tRNA ligase activity; ATP binding. Lineage: Eukaryota; Fungi; Ascomycota; Sordariomycetes; Hypocreales; Nectriaceae.
AUGGCGGCGACAACUUGCUCAGUUAGUGGCAUCGAAAGUCUGCUCGGCAAGGCAGGACUGGACACACCAAUUCCCGAAUACCCCGGUGCAGAUGUAGUGCACAACCCACAAGACAUCUUCCGAGCUUACCUCGCCGAUAUCAUCCAGAAGCUUCUCGGAUGCGAUAAACAAAUUGCCUACGAUGCCAUACAGACCUCCAACAUCACGGGCAUGGGUGAUCUUAUCGUUGUGGCCCCAAAGCUUAGACUGAGGGACACCAGGCCCGAAGAUUUGGUCAUAGAUCUCGCCGGAAGACUCCCGGUAUCGCCGCCCUUUGGAUGCCCUGUAAAAGACGGCAUUCGUCUGCAGAUUUUCUCCUCUCCAAACACACUCUCCCGACUCUUACUGCCGUAUAUAAAUGACAGAGCUGCCUCAUAUGGCUACGAUAAAUCAAUUGGGCUCACUGACUCUACAGUGCCGGAUAGUCCCAAAAAGAAGCUUGUCGUGGAGUUCUCGUCCCCUAAUAUGGCGAGUGAGUUUCAGGUUUCUCACUUGCGUAGUACUUUGAUUGGUGCUUACAUCGCGAAUAUCCACGCCAGUAUGGGUUGGGACGUUGUCAAGAUGAACUAUCUAGGAGACUGGGGGAAGCAGAUUGGACUCCUUGCUGCUGGUUGGCAGAGGUUUGGCUCGGAAGAAGAGUUCGAGAAACAGCCACUCCGUCACCUUCUCGAAGUCAAUCACAAGAUUCAGGAUCUAUUCAAGCCAGAGCUGGAAGAAUGCAAGGCCGCCAAAGCGAAUAAACAAGACGUGACCGAGAUUGAAUCACGGGGCUUGUAUGCCGAACGAGACAUCUUCUUCAAGAAGAUGGAGGACAGGGAGCCAGAAGCCAUCGCAGUAUGGCAACGAUUCCGCGAUGCAACUGUCAAGGACUAUACCGACUCAUACGCACAGCUCGGAGUGGCAUUCGAUGAGUAUUCUGGAGAAUCGCAGGUAACUGCUGAGUCUAUCAAUGAAGUCGAGCAGAUCUUGAAGGACAAGGACAUAUACGAAGAGCACGAAGACUCGUGGAAGAUCGACUUUUCUAAGCACGACGCAAAAGGGCUCUCACUCGCUGUAUUACGAUACCGAAACGGGACGACUUCUUAUCUGUUACGCGACCUUGCUGCAGUGUUUGAUCGAUACAAGAAACACCAGUUUGACAAGAUGAUCUAUGUCGUUGCGAUGGAGCAAGAAAUGCACUUCCACCGAGUUACCAAGACUCUUGAGCUCAUGGGAAAACAAGAUCUUGCUGAGCGCAUUCAACAUGUUUCUUUCGCCAAAAUCAAUGGACUUCCAGAGAGACUGAAGGACUCAAAGCUUUUGAGCGACUACAUCGAGGGAUGCCACUCGAUGGCACAAGCUGCUCUCGACGAAGAGGAGGAGGGAUCAUAUCAUGUGGACAAGUCCGAGAGAUCGCUGGAAAAACUCGGUCUUGCUGGCCUAUUCUUACAAGAUCACUACCACAAACGAAACACGUCUUAUAUGAGUGAACCUAAGAAAAUGGUACAGCUCCAGGGGGACACGGGUGCAGCUAUCCAAGACUGCUAUGCCAGAUUAUCCAAGAAAUUGGAGUCAGGUCCAACGACCUUCGACUAUACGAAGCUCGAUUACGCCUCGUUAGAAGAGGAGGACUAUGCUGAGCUUCUGCGUAUCCUGCUACAGUAUCCAGAUGCAGCACAUGGCUCUUUCAGAACUCUUGAGCCAUCUUUUAUCGUGGUGUACUUGUCACGACUUAUCGAUCAACUCAUAUGUACGCUUGACGACGAUGAUGAGAAAGAUUGGACCGGUCUUGAUACCGCUAGCGAGGCGCGAUAUGCUCUCUAUGAUAACGCAAGACAGGUGUUUGAGAAUGCGCUGAGACUUCUUGGUGUAUCACCAUAG